This is a messenger RNA of Ixodes scapularis (black-legged tick), 1194 nucleotides long. Its product is annotated as 52 kDa repressor of the inhibitor of the protein kinase-like. The transcript is spliced from 6 exons. Bases 1 to 1194 code for a protein of 397 amino acids. NCBI's taxonomy places the organism in Eukaryota, Metazoa, Arthropoda, Arachnida, Ixodida, Ixodidae. The record is from RefSeq and is a predicted model, not a curated record.
AUGCAACAUAUCACGGUUCAUGAGGCAAUGGCAGAGCUGCGAACAUUGGAGUCUCUGGGAGGCGACUUGGGUACAAUUAACGUUGAACGAGUAGCUGUACUCUUGUCAGAGACUGUCAAACUGAGAACAACUGCUCAAGUGGAAAUGCUCUCGAACUACCUGUGUGUAGAGGAACUACUCAUGGUAGAAGCCGAGUUUCGCUUCAAGUCUACUAUGAAGGAUAUGACGACCAAAGUGGAUUUGAUCAAGAAGGUGUUCAACGACACAAGCUGCGCACAGUUCCUUGACAUCGACAACAAUCUCUUGGCGCGCCUGGCAAAGAGCUGCCUCAAUUUUGCAUGCGUGCCUUUCUGCAAGUCGGACAGGAAAAGAAAGCUUGGAAUAAGUUUUCAUAAAUUUCCUGCGAACGAUGACCGUCGCCAAGCGUGGCUGAAGGCGAUAUCAAGAAAAGAUUUUGUCCCAAAUGACAAAUCAUCGAGCAGUGUCGUCUGCAGCCUUCAUUUUGCGGAUUCGGACUACACUCUGGGGUCCACCAAGCUUCGCCGCCUCAAAAGGGAUGCUGUUCCGAGCAUAUUUUCAGGGUACCCAACCUACAUGCACCCACAAAAGCCACAAAAAAGGCGUAAAUUGGAGCGAGUGGUACAGGACUUCCCUUCACACAAAAAAAAAGGCAUCAAUGCAACCAGCACAAGGCAGUCAAAUUCUGAUUGCUAUUUGCCAUCAGUCCCUGAAGUAAACACAGAGGCAAGUUUUCAAGGUGCAGGCCACGAUGGAGGCCAUCUGCCACAGACUUCUAUAAGCCAUGUGUCACUAUUAGGCCCCAAGGAGGAUCAGGUGGCUACAGGUACGAAAACAAGUGCACAAGAUGCAGUAGGUGACCUACAGCGGCCUACUAACUCAGUUGACUGUGCAGCACAAACUUGUGAUGACCUCCUUCCACGCAAGCAGUCAGAUGCAAGGGCAAUCAACAGAAUGAGGGCGCAGUUGUUUAGAAAAGCAGAUACUGCAAGGAAACUGCAGCGAGAAAACAGCCGCCUAAAAAAGAGCUCAGUGGCGUACCGUUACAUACGCUACCGAGGCCUGCUUAAACUGCCUUCGAAAAACACCCUCCUUCGGUAUGUCGGAAAGUCGGACGGUGAAAGUGGGAUUACCCCACUAAUGAAGGAAGGUUUAAAGGAAGAGGUGAAUGAAUGA